AUGGCAGUAUACAAAGUCCUUGUCGCCCUUGCAUUAUUUUGUGCAGCGAGCCAUGCCCAGAGGCCAUCGUUCGCUGGAUUACGACCGAUCGGAUAUCCUGAGCUUGAGACAAAUGUACUUUCAAACAGAUUCGGAGAAGAUUCAAAUUUACCAAUAGAAGCUAAGGGAGACGGAAAUUUAAUAAAUAGAUUUAACCAGAUACCCGUAGAUAACAGACCGUUCUGGUUCAUCAACUCACAACAGUACGACGAAUUAAGGAAGAACCCUCAGACAUAUCAAUUAAGACCAAAUGGAUUUAUAGACAGAAACUCUGGACGCAGAUAA
Molecule: messenger RNA, 324 nt
Organism: Danaus chrysippus (African queen)
Lineage: Eukaryota; Metazoa; Arthropoda; Insecta; Lepidoptera; Nymphalidae
Source: the annotation of a GenBank genome assembly